AUGGCCCAGAAGCGAAAAGCCUCGGGGGAUCUCCCCAACGCGAAGCGGCUACAAAGCCGGACAACGCUGGACGAUGUCGACCCAAUAUAUGAAGAAAAACACUCAGACCCCGAGUAUGACUUUUCGGAUGACUCCAGUGUCGCCAGCGGUAGUCUUCACGAGACACCAGCUACUCCAAUGUCGACUAUCUCCGCUAGAUAUCCUUCAGAGCUGAAAACUCACCGCUGCCCUUUCGAAGGUUGCACGAAGGCCUUCAACCGUCCAGCACGACUACAGGAACAUUUGCGCUCACACAACAAUGAACGACUAUUCCGCUGUACCCACGACGAUUGCGAUAAGACGUUUCUUCGAGCAUCGCAUCUGAGCCACCACAUCAAAAGUGCCCAUACCGGUAUCAGAGACUACGUAUGCGAUCGUCCCGGUUGUGGGAAGAGCUUCGUAACUGGCUCACGGCUUCGUCGACACAUAGCUGCUCAUGAUGGAAGAGACAAGUACCGCUGCACAGAAUUUCCGCCCUGCGAUGAGACCUUCCGGAAACACUCGACGCUCCAAAAACACAUCAUGAGCGUGCAUUUGAAACAGAAACCCUUCUCUUGCCCGCACAUCGACCCGACUACCGGCCAGAAAUGCCCAAUGGCAUUUGACACCGCAGGACACCUUCGAGCUCAUGAAAGUCGCAUCCACACCGAGAAACGAUUCACCUGCACGGAGUGUACUCAGCAUGCCGAGCAGGCCAACCCAUCAUCAUCAUCAUCCGAGACUCCCGCUCCCACCACAUCAACAUUCCCGACCUACGCCCUUCUCCAAGCCCACAUCCGAACCGUCCAUCCCCCACAGUGCCCCAAUUGCAACCUGACCUGUUCCACAGCCCGAGAGCUCCGCCGUCACCUGGAAGUCAGCCACGGCAACGUGAGUCUAGAAGAGCGGAAAGUCUUCCCCUGCACCAUACCCGGUUGCGACAGCAGCUUCACCAAGAAGGGCAACCUAACCGUGCAUAUCCGCACCGUUCACCAAGGCGAAAAGCGCUUCGUCUGCGGCGAGACCGACCUGUCCAUGUCCAAGCGAGUCGUCGGCUGGACAGGCACCGACGGCUGCGGAAAACGCUACGGAAGUAAACUCGCCCUGGAGGAGCACAUUCGCACCGCACAUCUCGGCUUCCCCAACGCCAAAGCCGAGCGCCGACAGCGUCUAGGUCUGAACAAGACACCGGACCCUCACCAAACCGGACCGUCCGCAUUGGCCGCUCUCACAGGGGAGGGUUAUGCCGAAGAGACCGGUCGACAGAUCACCUGCUUCAUCGAAGGCUGUCCACACCGGUUCCACAGAAACUACGAUCUGUGGGUCCACAUGGGCAGUAAGCACGGAUGCACCGAGGACGAAAUCCGCGAUAUGUUCAUGCAGCGCGCGCUACUGGCGGAUAGCAAUGAGCCCGUGACCGGCGACAUGUUCGGUAUUUAUGGACUCGAGUUCGAUAAUGAUGACUCCUCCGCUCCUUAUGAACCGUAUAUCUUGCAUGCGGAUGCAAAACCUGGUCUAUAUACGAUGGGCAAUGGUGGUGACCCUACAACUAAUGAAAAUAACCCCGGCGACUUCCCCAGCAACUUUGCUGAUGCUAUGAUUCAAGAUGUCGAUGUCGAUGUUCCUUCUUCUUCUUCUAAGAUACCCAGUGCUGAUGAUAUGGCGAUGAUUGAUCCUUUGUUGGCGUAUAAUAUGGCGGAUUCAUAG
Aspergillus costaricaensis CBS 115574 is the source of this 1725-nucleotide messenger RNA. RefSeq names its product C2H2-type zinc finger protein. The record is from RefSeq and is a predicted model, not a curated record. Gene Ontology annotation, cellular component: nucleus. The transcript is spliced from 2 exons. Gene Ontology annotation, biological process: regulation of transcription by RNA polymerase II. Bases 1 to 1725 code for a protein of 574 amino acids. Lineage: Eukaryota; Fungi; Ascomycota; Eurotiomycetes; Eurotiales; Aspergillaceae.